UACCUGGAUAAAAUUUAACUUCAAUUUUUUCAAGAUGAUAAAAUGUACUGGAAGGCAGCUAGAGUAAUCGCAAAACGAGAACUGGGUGAUAGAAGUCUCGCAAAAAGAGCGCCAUCAGCAGACGUAGAAGCAUCCUCGUAUGCUCUUUUAACAUACAUAAAACUAGAGAGAGCAUCGGAGGCUUUUCCAAUUGUGAAAUGGCUUGUGUCGCAACGAAAUCCAACCGGGGGACAGCGUUCAACUCAAGAUACUAUCAUAUCUUUGCAAGCUCUUUCCGAAUAUUCAAGCAAUGAAGACAUUGGCCCACCUCCUGAUUACAGUGUACAUUUUAAUGUCUUAAGCGGUCAAAAUUCAAUCGGCACCUACUCGGUCACUCCUUCCACCUUCGAUGUCGAGCGCAGUAUAGAGAUACCAAACACUCUGGAUGUUGUCGAUAUUAUACUCACUGGAACGGGUUCAGCAGUAAUCGAUGUUACAACCUCCUAUUACGUGACUGGAAGUGAACAUGAUGACUAUAUUGGUGUGAAUAUUUCAGUAACGAAAGAGACAAUAAAUACAGCAACGAUAAAAGCAUGUCUGAGUUGGAUUGGACCAGAACCGAGUGGUAUGCUGAUAAUGGAAGUUGAAAUGCCGACUGGAUUUCAACCUGAUAAUGAUUUUCUGAAAGCGCAAGAUUUGAUAAAACGACAUGAAACGAGUGGACGGAAUAUCGCUCUUUACUUCGAUGGUAUUGACCAGAAUGGAGAAUUAUGUGUUGAUGUUAAAAUGGACAGAAAAGACCCAGUUGUUAAAAGUCAAGCAUGCCAUGUAACAGCAUAUGACUAUUACGAACCAGCCCACCAAGCAAUGACCAGAUAUGAAUUUGGAUUGUUAAAAGAAGCAAAUAUUUGUCUAGUGUGCCCACUUUGUGAAUUCUGCACGGGCAGUGGUGGACAGGGUGGUGUAGGACGUUAGGUCUGUGGAGAGAAAUGUUGUAUCCUAGUAACCCUCUGAAGACGCUUUGCAUUUAUUUCGGCGAAUCAUACUGAUGGACCUAAAACACUAUUUUCAAACCUUCUGUAAAAUACUCCUUAUGGAAAAUCAUUUUAAUUGUCUACCAACGGAAUUUUGAUAAUUGGUGAUAUUGUCUUAAAGAAAUCUAUUUUCUCGUGGUCUUGACCAAUAAUUUGGGAAAGUUACCAUUUCGUUUCGUACUGGUAACAGGAAGAGUUUGGUAUAGUUGGAAUGAUAGCUAUAAUUUCCUCCACACACCUCUAUUUCAGCUGAAAUUGUACUCGAAAAUGUGCAUUAUUCCACGUAGAAAAACGACUCAAUUAUAUUCAAUGAUCAGUGAUACUGAACACUUGAUUAUUCAUUGUUUUACAUUCUGAUUAUCUACCAUUUUGUCACAAAAAUUCCUGCAUGCAAAAUGGAUUUUACAUGUUUUGUUAUUUUUAAAUUGUUAAUGCUGAAGUUUUAAUUUUUAUACGCCGUACUUCUUUCUCUUAGUCCUAAUUUGCUAAUCACUAACUGUAAAUUUCAUAAUACCCUUUACAAGUGUUUUAUCAGCACUCAUUAUUCGCUUAGUUUUCAUUUAGAAAGUAUUUUUCAUACUUUCAAACUUAGAAGUUAUAAUAGGAAACUUGUCUCGUACGCAUUUAAAAGUUAAAAUCUGAAAAUAGAAUUUAGAAGGGUACCAGUGAUAUUGGUAUCCAGCUACAUAGAAAUUAUAACAAAGAAGGAACCAGAAAUACCGGAUCCCUUUUAAAACAGAGGGCGCUUCAAUUGGAUAUUCCAGAAAAUAUCCGCACCCCAUGGCCAUAGAAGGCAUUUCCACCCACACAUACCCCCCUUGGAACACCCCUAAAACACCCCACGUGGACAGGCAUAAGUAGGGGAAACACCCUCCAGACAAAGUAAUUUGACACAGUGUAUCCUCUGGACAACCUAUGGAAGGCAUUUUUUCAGAAAACAGCACCAUGUACAAACUGUCUCCAGAGACACCCCCACCCCUGGACAACCUAUGGAAGGCAUUUUUUUUCCUGAAAAGCAAUCCCCUGGAAAAGUUUUCUCAAAAGACACCCACUCGACAACCUAUUUUUCAGGCAAAAUGCCUUCCAUAUAGGUUGUCCAGGGGAUGUCUGUCCAUCUCUGGAGACAGCUUGUCUAAGGGAGUAUUUUUCAGGCAAUAUGCCUGUUGAAGGGGGGCGGGUGGGGGUCUUUUGAGACGGCUUUUCCAGAGGUGUUUCAGACUGCUCUUCUAUUUUUUCAGGAGUGGGGGCUGCCUUCCAUAGGUUGUACAGUGGGUGUCUGUUUAAGGGGGAGGGGGGGGGGGUCUUUUCAGACGGCUUUUCCAGAGGUGUAUCCUUCAGAAAAAAUGCCUGUUCCAUAUAGGUUGUUCAAGUGUUUUCUGUUCAGGGGCGUCUCUGGAGACAGCUUGUCAAGGUGGGCGGGGUUAAGGAAAAAUGCCUUUCAUAUAGGUUGUCCCGUGGGUAUCUAUUUAAGGGGGAUCUUUUACGACGGCUUUUCCAAUGGUGUUUUUCAGAACAAAGUACCUUCCAUAGGUUUUUCGGGGGAGGGAGGGGUCUGUCCAGGGUGGGGAUCUCUGGAGACAGCCUGUACAUGUUUUUCUUUCAGGAAAAAGCCUUCCAUAGUUUGUCAAGGGGAUGAGCGUCCAGGGGUCGGGGUCUUUCAAGAUGGCUUGUCCAGUGGGGUGGUAUUCUUCUGGACAAAUGCCUUCCAUAGGUUGUCCAGGGGGUACACUGUGUCAAAUUACUUUGUCCAGGGGUGUUUCCCAAGAAAUUGUGACAAAGAAUAUUAGAAUAUUAAUUUACCAUUGUAUCAAUGUAAUUUAAAUGCAAGAAUAAGUCAUUUACAUGAAUGGGUUUUUUACUUAAAUAUCCUUCCAUAUGUUUUUGUAUCACCUGUUAGGAGUAAUCUAUAACACAUUAUUUUUGUGUUUCUAGUCUAACAGGUUUUCUUUCCUUUUAACAUUUAAGCUGUUGUCGCAAGAAUUUGUCCACCGUUAUAUGUCGCAACACCGACGCUAAAUGUCUCAAUGCCUAUUCUAAACUAAGACGAAUAUUAAUAGUUCACUAUGCAUUCUUUUUUCAUAUUUUAUAUAAAAAAGACUUGACCCGAUGAAUGUCUUUAGUACACAUAUAAACAUUACUCAAAUUAUUUUCUCUAAGAAAAUUAUUUUAUAAUUUCUAACGGAUUUUCAGUAAAUACGCACUACCCUAUAUAGUAAUUUAGUAAUCUUUGAAUGGGUACUGUAGUUAAUCCAUACUGUCCGUCAGUUCCGUUGAGUCGUUUUGUUAUGAAAAUAAAUAUAUCUUCAACUAGAAAGUAUCGUUAAUUUCGUUAUAUAAACACUUAAAGUAUUUUCCCAGACGUGCCUAACAAUUUGUAGUGCGCUCAAGAUAAUAUGUCAAGUGUUCGAGAAAACUUAUCUUUCAACAUGAGAGUUAUAAUGGCCUGGAAUAAAAAGUAACAUUAAUUGGAUACUUUCAUUCAGUAAACUAUAUAUUCCAAUUCAAAUAACGGUAUUCUGUAAACCUUAUUCUAGCAUAUGUUACAAAAUUCUGAAAACACUUGUCAUCCGCCGUAUUACAUUGUAAUGCUUUGUGCUAUGUGUUAAUUCACCGAUGCACGACAUACGAUACAACGCCCGACAUUACGAAUCGAGGCCCGACACGACGCUCGACAAAGAUACGCCGGGCAACAUGUGCACGACGCGCGACUUUACUAUCGCAUAAGCUAAACAGGACUUCGUUGGUUUAUGUAGUUUAAUCUAAGUAAACUGGCAAGUACCGCGUCGAGGCUCAAACCUUUAAAUAUCACAUCAAUUGCAUAGGUAUGGUGCGGUAGCAUUUAAAAAACAAACAUGCCGUUCAGCACAGUAAAUACUAUGUACUUUCUAAGCCUUUCACAUAGUCCACACAACGCAUAUUCUGGCAUACACACACAAAUAAUCUUAUCCCAGGUUCAAAAUUAUUGAAAGUAAUAUUUAAUUUGUAAUGACUGUUGAACUUACCUUAGUUAUUUCUUUUGUUAUUUGCUGUUAGACAUUUAGCCUUAGUGUUGCGACAUACAACGGUUAGCGACAUUUAGUGUUAAAAACGUUUAACGUUGAUGCGACAUUUAACGGUACCACACAGAGUUUUGUAUUUGUGAUGUUUUUUUUUUUAUCUACAAUGUAUGUCGUAGAUGACAGUUUUGUCCUUUCGAUUUGCAAAAUUUCAAAUUUCAUUGUUAAUGUCUAGCCUGGCUUAUAAUAAUCACAUCAACUGUUAAAACACAAACGAGAAAAAUAAUUUUCAUGAGACAAGCAAUUUUUGUCGGACAUGUCUUCGAAAAUUCCUAUUUUUUUCAGUUUGAUGAACAGAAAGAAACAGUUUUAAUUCAUAAAUUGAAUAAAGCGAAUGUGUUUUUUUAAAGCACAUACUGAUGGCUUACCAAUUUAAGUUUUCAAAUAUUUUGCUCAAUGUUUGCAAUUAUUACCAUUUGCUAAAUUUGCGUAAUGAUAUUGGCAGCUCACGUUUUGUAAUAAAGCAGCGCAAAUGACGCAUUUGUGAUUUAAAGACAAUACUGACGAGAUUCCACAAGAGGACAUUUCAUAUAAAAUUGUUUAUUGAUACAGACAUGCUUGAAAGUGUGAAUUUCCAGAGCCGUUCUUAGUACAUUUCUUUAAGUAAUAAAAAUCGUGAUCCUCAUAGUUGUGCAGAUAUUUGAAGAGGACACUUACCUCCUCGCUAAUUUACGUACUACAUGUAUUUCUUUAAAAGACUUUUACACACCAUUUUCAUCGUCAACCCAGGUGUAUUUUAUAGACAUUUUUUAUUCUUAACUUUAAAUGCUUUUAUAGUUUAACUUUAAAAAUUUUAAAAACUGAAAUUGUAACCUUUACCAACACAAGAAUAAGAUAUCAAAUUCUGACAUGUAUUCAUGUUCAUAAUACACCUAAGGCCAAAAGUUCUGCACGGGUUUUAGAAGUGUAAUAACUUUUUAAAAUUUUGACCAAUUGUCCUAAAACCGGUUUUAUUUUAAUUCCUACACAAAUCUACAAAUUAUUGUUCUAAAAAUUCAAGUAAGCGACAAUGUCUCGGUUGAGUGGUCAUUGUGAGCACGAAUUUCACAUGCAAUAUACAACGUGUAGAUUCACGAUGUAAUUUUGAGUUUUUAUGUUUAUCUUGAUUUGACUAAACCUGACACGUCAUUCGCCAGUGCAUAUCUUUAAUUUAUAUUGACGUUAACGUCACAAUGAAACUCUCAAAUGAGGAACGUAUGCGCACUAUAGGCCAGUUGCAAGCUGGGAUCACUGCGGCGCAAGUUGCAAGAAAUUUUGGAGUUCACGAACAUACCAUUCGUCGUCUAAGACAACGAUACGGCGUUACCGGGAGAGUAAACGACCGUUGACGUACAGGACGUCCACGUGAAACUACACGUCAGCAGGACAGGUGGAUAGUUUUAACUAAUCUACGAAGACGUUUUGAAGUUCCUAUUCAUACUGCUAGGAUCACGCCAGGCAGGACACGUCGUCAUGUGAGCGCGCGUACGAUUCGACGUCGUCUACGUGCAAGACGAACAUAUUGCGGCGCCCGUUUGACACCUAGGCACCGCCGGAAUCGUAAUGACUUUGCCAGACGUCAUCAAAGAUGGCCAUUACAACGUUCGCGUCACAUCCUCUUUACCGACGAAUGCAAAUUUCAGAUUGAUUUCAACGACCGACGUCAGCACGUUUACCGACGUCGUAAUGAGAGGUUCGCCGACGCCUGUGUCAUGGAACGAGAUCGUUUCGGUGGCCCAAGUACAAUGGUAUGGGCUGGAUUUACGUACCAUGGGAAAACACGUUUGGUUUUCUUGGAUAACGUUAACCCCGGAGCUAGACGACGUGGCCUAACAGCUCAGCGUUUCGUCGUUGAAGUUUUACGUCCUGUUGUCGUCCCAUACAUGCGAAGGAAUCCUGGACUCGUUCUACAACAAGAUAAUGCAUCUUCCCAUUCAGCGAGGUUGACAAGAAAUUUCCUGGGUUAAAAUAACAUCGACUUUAUUGAUCCAUGGCCUGCCAUGAGCCCGGACUUGAACCCAGUAGAGCACGUCUGGGCGGACUCCGUGACAACAAUCUCCAUAAUGUAGCGGAAUUAAGGAACUUUCUCCAGCGUGAGUGGGCUGCUUUGGAUCAGCGAUUCUUGCAGACAGUUGUUUCUUCUAUGAGAAGAAGAUGUACAGCCGUAUGCAAUGCAGGCGGUGGACAUACCCGUUUUAGCGGGGAUUAUGUUCAGAUGUACUUGAAAUUGAAGUGAUAAACUGAUUUUGGUGGUAGUGUUAACAAAAGCUGCAUAAAAUAUUUUUUAAUGGAUAAAAUUUGUUCAAAUUUGGGAUUAUUGUGUGAAAAUGAAUUCAUUUGGGUAUCAAAUUAAAAUACAUGUAAAACGGAUACGUUAAUUUAUUUUAUUUUACUUUUUAUGCACCGUGCAGAACUUAUGGCCUUAAGUGUAUAUGAAUUUUACAUAGAAGUUUGUUCAUUUUACCGAGGACAUUAUCUACGUCAUUAAUCUUAUUAAGUCUUGUGUAAGUCAUUAUAGUGUGCAAAUUGGUUUGUUUACUUCAACUGAAUAAAAGUAUCUAGUUCUUU
Molecule: messenger RNA, 6616 nt
Organism: Mercenaria mercenaria
Lineage: Eukaryota; Metazoa; Mollusca; Bivalvia; Venerida; Veneridae
Product: CD109 antigen-like
Exons: 8
Coding region: 43-954 (303 amino acids)
Cellular component (GO): extracellular region
Source: RefSeq, a predicted model, not a curated record